Molecule: messenger RNA, 3935 nt
Organism: Meleagris gallopavo (turkey)
Lineage: Eukaryota; Metazoa; Chordata; Aves; Galliformes; Phasianidae
Cellular component (GO): cytosol
Molecular function (GO): glyoxylate reductase (NADPH) activity; hydroxypyruvate reductase [NAD(P)H] activity; NAD binding
Source: RefSeq, a predicted model, not a curated record
GCAAACAGAAAGGCCCGGUUCACUUCCAUCUGAAGGGAAGCAAGAAAGUCUCCGCGCUCUUGCAGGGUGCAUUUGCCAUUAGUUCCCCAGCUAAGAAGGGAUGCUACGGGACGUUUGUCAUGCAGAGCUGCUUGAGUUCAUACAGCCGCUGGAUCCGGGAGAAACUUCACUCCCACAGAGGCAAGAGCAUGGCAUCGCCCGCAUUUCUUCUGCCAGGAGUCUCACCUGGUGCGAGGCUCUUUCUCCUCGGCUGUCUGGUCUCUCCCCGGCAUUCCAGUCAGUGCCGGUAACCUCUUUGGAGAAAGCGCUGCUCGAUGAAGGAGGCGCGUCUCGCAAAGGUCCCCUACAAAGAGGAAAGGAGAAAACUUCAGACAAGUUGCGUUUCUGACACGGUUUUGGUCCGACUCUUCCUGACUGUGGGGCAGAAACAAAAGGACUACAUCAAAUAGCUGAGACUUACAGUGACAUGCACAGCUCUCAGGGAGUAAAUGCUUUCUGCAAACUGCCUGCCAGUUUUUACCUCUGUUUUUAGCUGCUUGCACUCUCCAGAAAGUUAGCAAUCUGAAGUACCUCAGAUGCCUACCUCCAAGUUUCUUUUUUCCUCUGAACUAUCUAAUUUGUUUAAUGAGGCCCAGUCAAUGGAAAUCAAACUGAUAAUCCAGUAAUAAAAAUUGAUAAAUUUUUGAGAGUUGCAAAACUGACAACAGGUGAUUAAUGCUCUAAUCAGAUCAAUAAUACUUUUGAAUUUCAUGUUCUACAUUUUAUUAGUCCAGCUACUGCAGAACCUCAAAGAAAUGUUUGUCACUACUUAUGAAUCCCAACAGCAUGAUUUUAGAAAUUAGAACCAGGGUUCAGGAACGCACUAGCUUAUCUUCUGAAACUCUGGUUGUAACCAGUUUAUUUAAGAGAAUCUACUCCAAAGGAUCGUUUCACUCAAAACAUAUGCAAAGAUGUGGCUCUGAGGCUGCUGCUGUUGGCACAGUUUUGUGUUCUUCAAUUGCAGGAUGGUCUACGUACCCUUAUAGGAUGCACCUUUCUCAGAGGGCUUCAAACUUCAUUUUUGCACAAGUGUUGGCAGAGCUUAUCAAUAGAGCUCUAGACUAGGUUUGAAUGGAAAACUGGCUAAAACCAAUCUGAGCAGGUGUAAGACGGGAUAGCACACCAACAUUUUAGAGAGUGCGUGCUAACGAGACCCUUGAGUGUUUUUCAUGACAUGCCGAGUGUAAUGGAGCACAUUUGAAAUAUUUGUACACCAAUGUAAGCAGCAUGAGGAACAAGGAAGAGAAGCUAGAUGUCUUGGGUCAGAACCAGAGAGAUGUCAUCCUUGGUAUAACUAAAACCUGGUUGGAAGAGUUUUGUGACUGGUGUGUCAUAAUGGACUGACAUUUCCAGGCUCUUCAGAAGGCUUCUUAUGUUUUUUGUUUUUGUUUUUGUUUUUGCUUUUUUCCCAGAGGAGCAAACAAUAAAAAUCGGAAGGGAAAAAAAUAACACCUACAGUACAAUAUUUGUCACCUUUAUAAAAUCGUGAAGACUUUCCAUUAUUCUGGAAUACAGUCAGGUUUCUUGAAGGAGUGGUAAAAUGAACGUUUAGCACAGCAACUGUAGACAAAGAGCCAGAUAUUCACAAGCAAAUAGUGAAAACACCACUAACAAGACAGCAGUCUGCACUGCUGUAGGGAAUUCCUGUAUUUUCAGUCCUCCAACAGCACCCUGCUCUCUCCUCACCCCCAGCUCUUGACAAGAUCCCAUUGAAAACCAAAGACGAUGGAGGGAGAAGAGCUGCCUGGGCUUUUGGUAAAUGAAAUCGGAGGAGUGCAUGGGAUACUGCAUGAGCAUGUGGAGUUUCUGAAGAAGCACUUCUGCCUCAUCACUAUGAAGGAAUUUCUUGAAAGCAAAAAGAAUAUGAGAAAAAAGGUCCAAGCAAUCUAUUUGUGGUGGCACAAACCAGUCAUUGACAAAGACCUCCUCCAGAGCCUGCCAAACUUGAAAGUGAUUGCAAAUUCAGGAGUAGGAAUGGAUCAUCUGGAUCUGAAACUUGUAUCUGGCUUUGGUGUGAAAAUGGCUAAUGCUCCACGUGCUGUCUCCAGUAGCACAGCAGAUACUGGGAUGGCUUUGCUGCUGGCAUCUGCUAGAAGACUAGUAGAAGGCUAUCAUGUUGCCGUUUCCCCGGGUAUGGAGUACUGUGAGGCUGAUUUUCUUGGAGCUGAAGUUACUGGAGCUACUCUGGGGAUCAUUGGCAUGGGCAGCAUUGGAUAUAAGAUUGCUCUGAGAGCCAGAGCGUUUGAGAUGAAGAUUUUGUACCACAACAGAACACGGAGGAAAGAGCAGGAAGAGCAAGCUGUUGGUGCCAUUUACUGUGAAAAGAUGGAUGAUUUGCUCUGCCAGGCAGAUUUUGUGAUGGUGGUGGUGAGCCUGACGCCUCAGACACACAAGCUGAUCGGGAAAAGAGAGAUGGAACUGAUGAAACCCACAGCUACUCUCGUUAACAUCAGCCGAGGUGCCGUGGUGGACCAAGAGGCAUUGGUGAUAGCUCUGCGCACUGGUGUUAUCGGGGCUGCAGCUUUGGACGUCACCUACCCAGAGCCGCUGCCCAGAGAUCAUCCAUUAUUGAAACUGAAGAAUGUAAUUAUAACACCUCACCUUGGCAUUAAAACAGACAAGGCUACCCGCAUGAUAACAGAGGAAGCAGUUGAAAACAUAUUAGCAGCUCUUACUGGUCUUCCCAUGCCUAGUGAAGUGUUCCCGAGCUGAAGAACAAAAGGAGCUCUAAAUAUUUCUGUUCUUUUCCUUUUCCCAAUCAGCUCUAAAUGCUUUUAUUUCUUUUUUUUCCCCCCCAUUAGGAGACACCUGUUCAGAAUGGGCAGGGAGAACUCUGGCCGAGUCUCACAUGUAAUGAGGCCUUUACAAUUUUAAUUUCCUUGUGAAAGGACAAACUGCUCCUCACUUCCAGCUGUGGAAAAAUGCAUGCAGGCUUUUAAAGGCUCUGGGAGAAAUAACUUCUGAUUGCCUACUUACUUGCAGGUUUUGAAAGGCUCCCUAGAAAUGAUGUUUUAAUUUGUUUUAAAAUGUCUCAGCAUUCUGUCCUAGUCCUAGAAAACUUUGGAACUAGUAUGUCUGACUAAAGGAAAGAGGUAACACAAAAGGGAAAAUAGCAAUUUUACAUCAGUAUUUUAAAAAAUAUAUAGGAGUCCUAAAGAACAUGUCUGUUUAGAUUACAUAGUUCACCUCAUUCAUACUGUAUUAGAUAUCAAAGCAAACAGUGCAAGCUACCUGCUAGAAAUAUUAGUCACCUUCUAUAUGGAAGUCUCCUUCUAAAGUAGCACCUGAGACCUGAAAUGCUGAGACAAAUAUCAAUUUUCAGAAACACGCUCAGUAUCAUUUAUUCCAAGCAGAAGAUCUGAGCUGACAGUUUGAAGUAUUAGUUGCAAACAACAGCACUAAUGAAAAACAGUCUCCAAAAUGGACGUGCUGCCAUGUUUGGAAUACCAAACUUACUUGAGGUCUACCUUUAGUAUUUUCAACUUAGCACUAAAUAUUCGGAAGAAUGCUUGUAAGACUCCAGCAACACUCUAUAACUCAGAAGGAACACGAGAAGUGGUUUGAGAAAACAAACACCAUUGAAGCCCAAGUCAGUAAGAUUUCCUUUGUGUCACUGCUUCUGCAGGAAUAACUAUAUUUGAAGCGAGACACAACAGUGAGCAUCAGUACUACAAAGAUUAGAAAUAGCAAGUUGACAAACUGUUUUUAAGGCUGCGAUUACCAUAGUAAAAAAGCAAUAUGCCAUGGCAUUACCACACUAGAAACAGCAUCUCUAAUGCAAUUAAUUAUUUCAAUUUCCGCAGGAAAACUCUCUCUCUGAAUAGAAGAAUGUUCAUCCACCUCACUAAAACUUAUGUACACUCUGCUGUCUUAAAAUACAAACUACCAGUGCACAA